CAAGUGAUUGGAAUUUGGUUAGGUCGAUGCAGUUGUAGGUCUGUGUAGUUUUGUUGAGUUUUUGUGGAUUUGGAGAAGACUGUUGUGAUGUGUUAAGGUGUUGGUAGAGUAGGUGCGAAAGGCUUCAGAUAAAGCGUGAAUGAUGGUGGUCAAAGUAGCCAAUGUUUAGAAUGAACUAAAUACCAACUGAAAAAUAAUCUAUUUCUAAACAGACUUUAACUUCAGUGCCUAGAGUUCCAGUGUCUGUACCUAUAGUCUAGAUAUUGUUACAGUAUUUUACAUAAUGUUUUAUUACCGACAUCUCCGAGGCGGACAAUACAAAGCAGUUACCAAGUAACAGUCGAUGUAGAGCAGCCAAACAUCGCAUCGGUUCACUAAUUCAAUGGUUGAAUAGUUCGCGAAUCGUGCGCAGCGCGUAUUCCAACAAUACACGCGCGGGACUUUGUGCUACAUUCUUACUUGUAAAUAACAACACAGAUGUGAAGUAGUGCCAGUGUAGAGUGCGAGAGAGUGGCGCAUGGUGCAGUAGUGUGGCUUCCCUAUGAACACGGAGGAGAUGGUCAAAAAGGGCUGAGCACGAGCCGCUAAUCGUGGCUGACGGACGCAGCACGGUGCGUACUGGCAGCACUGUGUGUCGCGACACACGCACACACAGAGGAAACGCGAGCGCGCGACCGGCGCGCCAGUCGGCACACCGCCCGGGCGGGCGCCACACGACCGGGAUCUGCGCGAGCGACGAGCGGCGACGCGAACCAAAAUAAUAUCAGUGAAAUAAACACGUAUCCGCCAAACGCUGUAACGUGCGAGCGCAAGAUUCUGUGAAUUUAUUACGAGUACGUGAACGAGUCUCAGUGCAGAGGACGAAACGACAGACCGCAGUCUGUACGAGAGAGCGAUUAGGGUUCACCGAACCCCCACGACGAAACGAUUCGAGAUCGGAGCCGCAGAAGUGCCUUCUCGGCCCCUCGAAAAAUUGUAAAAAUCGCUCGGUGACUGUCAGGCACUAAACCAAACCUGCACUAUUUCUUGUAUUAUAGCCGUACUAAAAACGAAAAAAUCUCGACAGAACGCCCUCUAUCAGUGGCCACGACAGAGGGUUUUUAAUUUAUGUACAUUUUAUAUAUGCAUAUAUAAAAAAAGAGAAAAAUAGUGAUCUCUAACGUGACGUCACAAUAUUAUAGAAAUUGUGAUUAUUUAAAAUAAUUAAUUCAUUAUUAUAAUCGCUUUGCUGUUUUCAAAUCGCAUUUUUAACGCGUAUUGCCCGUUGUAUUGUUAGUUGUUUAUUUUUAAAUUGUAAAUAUUAAAAAAAUAUACUUAAUCAUAAUAGGUGUGACAUUGCGUAAAGUAACUAUUAUACUAGUCAUUGAUCUAGUGUAUUUAUUUUGAUAAUAUUCAAUUUAUAAUCGAUAGAGGAUAAACUAAUUUUAUUAGAGGUUUCUGACUACGUAUUUAAAAUAUCUACUAAAAAAUUAAACUGAGCCUGAGUGCGUCAAUAACCAAAGAAGAAAAAUAUAGCAGUGAACUUUUUAAAAAGUAAAAGCCAGUACGUCAAAGAAGGCGGGAAUCCGUGGGCUGUACCACAGACUACGAACAGAGAAUAGUGCUUGACUCUGUUGUAUCGAUUACCACAAUCGGCAAGAUGCAGACCCAAAUCGGUGUUGGUAACGAGCUGCAGAGAAGCUACAGGAUGCAGGAUUUCGCAUCUCCUGGCGUCAUCAUGCGGGAGCGGAGCUUCAUCCGCCCUCAAUCCCAUCACAAUAUGCAUCAUAACCAGUUCAACAAUGCAAAACGACGGAGCAUGAUUCUGACCAACGCUAAAGGGAAACCUACGCUGGAAAUUUACAGACCCCCUGACGGCGUGGCGACCACAGCUGCCACCUCGGGAACGACGACCUCGACCACAGCGGCCACUGCAUCCACACCCGCCUCCACCAACAAGCUCAAUGUUCACGCUAAGGAGUUCACCAUGGCCAAGCCUGCCGACCUGCAAAAUAGGCCGGCGAUGGGCAUCGGGUACGCGACGGUGGGGCUGCAGCACUCGCGCUCGGCGGUGCUGCACGCGCACGUGCCGCCGCACUACCGGCCCGUCAUGCCGCCGCACGCACUCCUCAACAGCGCCUCCAGCGGGAACGUGCCGCAUGCACAGGUGGGACCUCGUGUCCACUUCAAGCUGCAGCCACAGCAAGCGAUCAUUCCGGAGAAGAAGAAGUCGCCGCCGUCGUCCCUGACGAACGGCAACGGCAAGAGCAUCCGGCCACAGUCGUUCACGCCGGGCCUCAAGCGCUCCAAGUCGCUCACGUCGGCUGACGCGCUGGCCAGCGGCAUGGCGGCCUUGGGACUCGCGGCCGAUGCAGGGGACCUCGGCAACUUCCCGCCCGAAAUACAGGAGUGCAUCGAUAAGGCUCUCGAAGACCCGAACGCAGUAUCAGCGCGCACGCUGAUGGACGCGGUGGGGCACCUGGUGUCGCGCGCGGUGGAGUCCCCGCGGUACGCGCUGCCGGCCGCGCGCCGCUGCAUCGCCGUCGUCGAGCGGGAGAGCACCGAGACCUUCCUCGAGUCGCUGCUCAACACGUGCCAGCAGUGGUACCACGACCGGGACAAGUUGCUGGGCUCGACGGUGGGCGGCGGGCGUCCCCGGCUGAUGGCGUUCCUGUCGUUCCUGCUGGAGAUGUACUGCCAGCUGCGGCGGCGCGCCAUCCAGCGCCGCGGCGCCUCCGCGCAGCCCGGGCAGGUGCUGCUCACGCUCAUCUGCAAGUGCUGCGAGGACUGCAUCCGCCAGCCCGUGCCCUCCGCUAGCGACACGGAGAACCUGUUCUUCGUGCUGACGUACAUCGGGCGCGACCUGGAGUCGCAGCUGCCGGGCGAGCUGGAGCGGCUGCUGACGGCGGUGCGCGACGCCUUCCUCACGGCGGGCGCCGCGCCCUCCAUCCGCCGCACGCUGCUGCAGCUCAUCGAGCUGCACGCCUCGCGCUGGCAGCUGCCGGGCUGCGCCGUGCUCUACUACUACCCCUCCUCCAAGUGACCUCUACUCGGCACCGCGACCUCAUCCAACUAAAUUAUUCGCUUAACUUUGCCCUCUGCACUAAAGAUACCCGGUGAUACCUGCGUACCGCGGAACUGCCACGUUGUAUCUCCAUAAGGUGGACAGUCCCCCAAUGUACCGUAGAGUAUACCGUAUCUUAGUUAGCGAGUACUGCUUGAUGAGAUUUAGUUAGUGGCGACUACUCUCGGUGGUGGUAUAUAUUCGGUUUCUCGUAAAUUGCUCGGAGUAUUAUUUCAUGCGGCGACAGCCUUAGACAGAGCGCCGGGCCCCGAGCCGCGCUCCGGAGGGGUACGAUAUUAUUCUGUAGGGAGUAAUUAUGUUAGAUUAGUAUACAAAGGUUACAAGCAUUUCUUGUAGUGUUUGAUUUGUUUCUACUGACCUCCUUAGCGUUGCGUUAGUUGUACAGGAGGUCUCCUUUUGUUGUCCCUUAUACGUAUCGUAGGCAUGAUGCUGCCAUAAGCUCAUUUAUUGUGCCUUUAAAGAUUUUAGUAGUGAUAGACACGUUCUCCGCGCUCUCGAGACAUAAAAAUUAUUUUGUAAUAUUUAUCGGACGUAAGACGCACUCGGGAGCGCGGAACGUAGCAAUUAAAAUGUAAGGUGUAGUUUAGCUUAAGGUGGAUUUAGUAAACGCAAGAUAUGCCUUGAAAGUAUUAAAAAGUACGUGUAACAUAAGUAGUAGGACAAAACGACGAUGUACAUUACUGUACGUUCUUCGCAUAGUAUUUGGUGCAUUGUACCCUUUGUCGGUUGUGUCUAACUGUAGUGUCGCAGUGUCGCCAUCUGUACUAGCGCUUGUAGCAGUAGCCUGUAGCACGGCCUCGCUUCACGGCCCGCACUAUACGUUAUGCACUCUGCUCCUAGUUUAUUUCCCGUAGCGUAGAUGUCCCAAUUAUGAAAUGAUCAUUCUAUUAAAUUAUAGAUGAACCUUAUCAGCUUUCUUACACGACGAUCAUAUGAAUGUAUGACUGAACUUCCUAAGUAUGAAGUGUUUCAAUUUAUUAUGCUUGUGAUAUUAUAAAUUUAAGUUAUGUAAUCUCUGAUAAUAUCUCUUCUGUCCUAACCAAAGACUGUACUGACGGUGUGGAGAUUCAUGAUAUGAUUAACAAAGUGUAAACUGAUGUUGUUGAAGCUGGACCAAAUUAUGUUCGUGUCGCCGCCGGCUCUGUCGCGGCCGCACUCACUUCAGUGACUAUUGUAAGUUCAUUUAGUUGUAGACUCGUACUCCUACGUCUGAUCACCAUUAUCAAACUAAUGAUUUUUUUAAUAUUAGUUAAUUACAUUAUUAUGGAAAAAGUUAAAAGACCAUAAACUUUUCGUUAUUACUAUGCAUUCGUAGCAAUAUAAGGUAAUGGUAUGUUUGUAGAAAAGUUGAAAAAAUAUAAAAAAAAUGGUGCUAACAAAAAUAUUGGUGUAUUGUAUAUUAUUUUAAUAGAAUACGGGCAAUAACAUUGUUCUCGUUACCGCUAUAAUUUUGUACGAAUAAAACAUAAAAAUGAUAUAUAACCAAUAAAUUAUAUAAAUAAAA
Spodoptera frugiperda (fall armyworm) is the source of this 4568-nucleotide messenger RNA. RefSeq names its product CBP80/20-dependent translation initiation factor. Gene Ontology annotation, biological process: regulation of translational initiation. Gene Ontology annotation, molecular function: translation activator activity; protein binding; RNA binding. Bases 1640 to 3022 code for a protein of 460 amino acids. Lineage: Eukaryota; Metazoa; Arthropoda; Insecta; Lepidoptera; Noctuidae. The transcript has 10 exons. The record is from RefSeq and is a predicted model, not a curated record. Gene Ontology annotation, cellular component: cytosol.